AUGAGCUUCAUCGCCCGACGAGGGAUCUCUACCCUCAUUCCCCCAAAGGCAAUCGGCGCUGCCAAGGAUGCUGCCCGCAUGGAGCGCGUGAGUGACUUUUACGCCAGACUCCCUCGCGGCCCGGCUCCCGAGGUCAAGCCCUCUGGCCUCUUUGCCCGUUACCAGGCCGCCUACUUCGGCAAGAAUGCUUCUUCUGCUCCUCUUGUCCACCUCAUCAUCGGCCUGACCCUGGUUGGCUACAGCAUACAAUACGUUACCCACCUCCGCCACCACAAGAACAACCCUCACUAG
Messenger RNA from Nannizzia gypsea CBS 118893, 291 nucleotides. RefSeq names its product ATP synthase subunit F. The coding region runs from base 1 to 291 and encodes 96 amino acids. Gene Ontology annotation, biological process: proton motive force-driven ATP synthesis. The transcript is spliced from 4 exons. The record is from RefSeq and is a predicted model, not a curated record. Lineage: Eukaryota; Fungi; Ascomycota; Eurotiomycetes; Onygenales; Arthrodermataceae.